Messenger RNA from Lathyrus oleraceus (garden pea), 898 nucleotides. RefSeq names its product protein RGF1 INDUCIBLE TRANSCRIPTION FACTOR 1. The record is from RefSeq and is a predicted model, not a curated record. Gene Ontology annotation, molecular function: zinc ion binding. Lineage: Eukaryota; Viridiplantae; Streptophyta; Magnoliopsida; Fabales; Fabaceae. The coding region runs from base 126 to 800 and encodes 224 amino acids. The transcript is spliced from 4 exons.
CAUCCUUUCAUUUCAACCCUUAUUUUCCCCUCUUAUUUUCAUACUAUAUAACAAUAAUAUUUCCUUUCUUCCUUACUUCAUUCACAGUUUUCUCUCUGUUCCUCCAUUUCUAAUCAUAUUCAACAAUGGAAUUAAUGUCGCUAACACCACCAUGGCUUGAACGAUUAUUAUCGACAAAAUUCUUCUCUCCCUGCAAAGCUCAUUUCAACGCACCGCGAAACGAAUGUAACAUGUAUUGUCUCGAUUGUAAGGAAUCAUUCUGUUUUUAUUGCAAACAGUCAUGGCAUAACGAUCAUCAAGUAAUUCAAAUAAGAAGAUCGUCUUAUCACGACGUUGUGAGGGUGGCUGAGAUUCAGAAGGUAUUGGAUAUUAGUGGAGUUCAAACAUAUGUGAUUAACAGUGCUAGAGUGAUUUUUAUUAAUGAGAGGCCACAAAAUCAGAUUAAGACUACUAAUGCUGUUAUUAGUGCAAGUAAAACCAAUUCACAUUUGUGUGAAAUUUGCACUAGAUAUCUAUUGGACCCUUUUCGUUUCUGUUCUUUGGGUUGCAAGCUUGUAGGAAUAAAGAAAAAUGGGAAUGCAAGCUUUAUCUUAAGCACAAAGAAAGAGGAAGAAAUAGGGAAAAUGCAGGAAAGAAGGUUGCUAUCAAAGGAAGAAGACGAAGAAAUAUUAAUAAUGCGUGAAGGAAUCCACAAACAACAAGUAUACAAAAGCACGUUUUCUCCUUAUUCAUCUCAACAAGCUUAUUCAAAUUCAAGGAGAAGAAAGGGAAUACCUCAUAGGGCACCUUUAGGACCUUAAUUAUUUAAGUAAAUUAAAUAUUCAAAAAUAUUAAUAUUCAUAUGUUAUUAUAAGUUUUUUUUGGGAUAUAUAUUAUGGUUUCAUGAUUAGUUUUACAA